Molecule: messenger RNA, 1276 nt
Organism: Vigna angularis (adzuki bean)
Lineage: Eukaryota; Viridiplantae; Streptophyta; Magnoliopsida; Fabales; Fabaceae
Product: germin-like protein subfamily 1 member 13
Exons: 2
Coding region: 369-1049 (226 amino acids)
Cellular component (GO): cell wall
Molecular function (GO): manganese ion binding
Source: RefSeq, a predicted model, not a curated record
AAUGAUAGAAAUACUGAGAAAAUUGUAGCCGCCUCUGAAAACCAACAACUCUGAGUCUCUGAUUCACCAGCUCCCAUUAGAAAACUAAUAUUUCAAGCACAGGUAGUGGAUACGUACAUACUGAACUUGUCAUGGAGCAUAUUAAUCUAUAAUAUUUUAUCUUUUUUAGCUCACGACCUAAUCAAAGAUAUUUGACAAACUAGUCAUUAAGAAUGUUUCAACCAAUCAAAUACUUAUCUAAUCCUGAAAUCUGUAAAAUACACAUAAAUUGCCUCGUCCUAUAAAUACCUAGCUUCCCAUGCUGCAAAAUCAUCAACUCUCACAAACACUCUCUUACAUUUCACACUAAUUACAAGUUACGAACAAAAAUGAAGGUUGUUCAGUUCCUUGUAGUUCUAUUGGCUUUGGCAUCCUCCGUUGCCUUUGCUUAUGAUCCAAGCCCUCUGCAAGACUUCUGUGUGGCUAUCAAUGAUACCAAAACCGGUGGUAUAUAUGGCGUGUUCGUGAAUGGAAAAUUUUGCAAGGAUCCAAAGCUUGCUAAUGCUGACGAUUUCUUCUAUCGUGGGUUGGGAGCCGGUGACACUGCUAACCCGUUAGGUUCAAAGGUGACAGCAGUGACUGUUAAUGAAAUAUUAGGUUUGAACACACUUGGCAUAUCGUUGGCUCGCAUAGAUUUUGCACCCAAGGGUUUGAACCCUCCCCACACUCACCCUCGAGGAACAGAGAUUCUUGUAGUCUUGGAAGGUACCCUUUACGUUGGCUUUGUCGCGUCCAACCAGAACGACAACAGGUUAUUCACCAAAGUGUUGAACAAAGGUGAUGUGUUUGUUUUUCCCAUCGGUCUGAUUCACUUCCAGCAAAACGUUGGUUAUGGAAAUGCUGUGGCCAUUGCUGCUCUUAGUAGCCAAAACCCGGGUGUUAUCACUAUUGCAAAUGCUGUCUUUGGAUCUAAACCUCCCAUCUCCGAUGAUGUUCUCGCCAAAGCUUUUCAAGUUGACGUAAAGAUUAUCGACUACCUUCAGAGGCAAUUCUGGUACAACAAUAGCUAGAGUGUGGGAAAAUGAACCACUAUCGUUAUCUUACCUUCCUCGGACCUUACAUAAAUGAUUUUCUAAAUGUGUAGCUUUUCAUGCAAAAGUCUCUCAAUCAGUUACAACAGUAUUAAAUAAAAUGCAUGUAGCUAUAUAUUAUGUCUGUAACAAAGCUGUUUUGUGUGCAUUUCAACCUUAAUACACCAAUAAAAGACGGUAACGACGCUGCUCUUCUUUAUUUUUAA